GUUCGCUGUGCCAGUGUCCAUCGUGACUUGUGUUUCUCAAGGAGUGCAUCCACACGCGCGCUGCUUAGCCUUCGAUGACUCGUGCGCAGUGACGUUCUCGAGGCCGCAGGAGGUUCCGCGCUGAGGCCCUUCCUGGACGCCCUUCCUAGACUUGAGCGACGGCGGGUGAAAGCUGGGUCAUGUUAUCUCGCUAAGGCGAAUUUGUUAACCUGUAUGGUUGAUUUUCUUGUUAUGCCAUUGGAUCUAAAGAAACCAGACAUUAAUUCUACAUGAACAAAGUGGUACUAGAGCUAAAUGCCUUCCAAUAUUCUGGAGGAUACAUUCAUAUGCGUCUAUGACUGACAUUUUGUGAUAUAAACACGGUACAAUAACUUACACCAUAGCCAUCAGUGCAGAUAUUAGAUCAUCAUAAAUACUCAACAUCAAUUUUGUCAUAUUCUGCAACAAUUCAUAGACUAAUCAUUUAAAUGUUAUGUGAUUCUCAAGCGUCGUUCCCCUAAAUAGGCUGCUACCUGAUAAGGUUCAUAUUAACCCCAUCACCCAAGCUGAGCCUGACAAGCUCGUCACAGAUGACAGGUCCAUCUGGUUUGUGAUAACUAGUCGAUGAUAGUAGCUGAUAAGUAACGAGUGCUGAUAACUCGGAACGCACCGAUAAACAGUAAACAUUUCCCUUUUUUGUUACUUAUCACCGUCAUUGUUUCAUAAUGAAGCUGAAGCCAUAAGAAAGCAUGCCAGGCACAAAUCCAGGGAUGGGGUGGUUACGUUUCACACUUAUGGGAGAUUAAGAGACAUUCACAUCCUGAUAAUUUGCACAACAAGUGAUACAAGAAAGCCAGAGGCCCUUGCAUGGCUGUGAGAUAACCAUCCUGGCCUGCGGAUGUCGCCAUGCUCGUAUCAAAACUCACUGCUCUGCUGUUCGGCCUUCUGGUUGUACUCGUCUCCUUCUCGUUCGGGGCGGCGAUCAGGGGCGUGUCGGGCCUCCCACACAGCAGCUUCAGGAGGGUCAAGUCCCCGGUGUCUCAGAACAAAUUUUUAAGGCCUGCCGAUUCCAAAAGGUCUGGCGAAGACCAUGGGGUAGCAGCGAUUAAAGAAGUGCCACUGGCUCUGGACUUAACCUUGGACGUGAAAGUGACGGACAACGGAAACGGUAGAUAUGACAGAACUGCAAUCUCACUUUCCAAACAUCCGGGAGAUAAUGGCUACAGGCCGGAGAAAAGCGUUACGAAGAAAUUGGUCAGACGUGGAGAAAGGCUGACCUCUAGCUCCACGGCUGACGAAGUCCUGACAACGAAAGCCACGACUCACGAGAGAAAAGAAGUCAGUAAGAAUCAAGUCCCUCUCCUCUCCUCGAUUGAGAGUCUCCAGCAGUCAGAAGAAUCUUCGUUGGCCCCAGAAGACGCCAUGUUCCCUACAACAGGAAAGAUAAUAGAGGAGGAAAAGGGUGAUAGGGUUAAAGGCUACACCCUUUCGUCACAUUCGAAGAACAGGUGCGAGUUCAGGUCGGCACCACCUGAAGUAGCCUUUCCAGAUGCGUUCGAAGAGUUUUCUAAGUCGAUGAAAGCAAGCCUCAGCCGCAAUGACGAACCUGAAGACGUGUUCCUCGACAGCCUCCUUCCCGAUGGAUGCUACUACAUGGAGAGGCAGAAGAAGAAAGUCAUGUGCACCGGAACCAACAUGACGUCCAUCCCCGAGUUCGACCACGCGAGGAACAUCGAAACACUGCACUUCAGCGGGACGUCCAUCGUGCAGGUGACCAACCUCGACCCUCUCCCGAGAUCCCUCAAGGGACUCUACUUCUCCAACGGCAUGCUCAAGGUCUUUGACGGCAGGAACCUCAACAGGGUGUCUGGGCUCGAAGUCCUCUCCCUCGACGCCAACUUCAUCAACAGCUGGAGCUUCGUCACCACCUUCUACUCCAUGGGCGGCUUCGCUGAGCAGAACACCAUCAAAUUGCUCGACAUUCAAAGCAACCAAAUAACUUAUCCACUGUCUCUUCAUCUUGCGCAGCCUCAGCCGGUCGGGGACAACGAGACAGUAUUGCCUUUCCUGGAGACUUUCGUCCUGAACGAUAACCCCUUGUGUUACUUGCCAGACACGCUCUUCAAGCCUCUAAGGAACAGUAAUGUCACCAGGCUUUAUCUGAAGAACUGCAACAUCAACGAAUUUUACGGAUCUCCCUUAUCCUACUUACCAAACUUGGAAAUCUUGGACCUCACGAACAACAGGGCCAUUAACGAAACCGAGCUGAGGGACCUCCUGAUGCCUCUCGGCCGCCUGAAGGAACUGUACCUCGGCAACAACAACUACCCGACCGUCCCUACCAGAGCACUGUCCUUGGUGAACGGCACCUUAGAGAAGCUGGACCUCCAUUCCUCGACCUUCACAUGCCUCGAUAACUCCUCGUUCCCUGUGAUGCCGAUCCUGACGCACCUCAACCUCAUGUACUGCAGGAUCAACGCGAUCCGGGAAUACACAUUCCAAGGAUUCCCGAUGCUGCAGGAACUGAACUUAGACGGCAACAGCCUCACCACAGUGCCCCCUGAGGUACUGCUUCCCUCGCUACAGAUCCUGACGCUGAGUGACAACCCGCGCGCCAACGGCAACAACGGCGACCAGCGCUUUAGCAUGGAGGACGUCAGUUUCCGAGACAUGGUGAACCUGAAGAAGAUCACCUUGAACCAGGUCAUUAUGGAAAAGAUAGAGAGCUCUUACUUCAACGAUCUGCACAACCUCGAGGAACUCUUCCUGACGGGCUGUGGCAUCAAAACCAUCGAAAACUUAAGCUUCGUGAACCUCACCAAGCUGGAGCGGCUGCACCUCAGCGACAACUCCAUCAGCUCCCUCUACAACGACAGCUUGGUUGGCCUCGUGAAUCUGACCUACCUUGACCUCUCCAACAACAAGCUUGAAGUGACCAAUCGCAUGGCGCGCUCAGGUUUCUUAUUCCCCGCGUCUCGAACCGAGUCGGUCUCGUCCGAUACUGUUUCGGAUACUCGAGAAAUAAACGUGUUUUUUGAGAGCAUCAGAGUCCCUUCGCCUCUGAUUCCGUGGCUGACCAGUAUACGAAGGAACGCGAGGGCCGUGGGAACCCGAGCAUGGGAGGAGGAGGAUCUGCAGAAGAAAAUGAUAGCCACUUUGCCCUUCAGCGACCUGGUAAACCUGAGGACGCUCAACCUCUCCGAAAACAAGAUCAUUCAAAUAUCGCCGGAAUUAUUCCACAACCUCACGAACCUUCUGUUUCUCGACAUCAACAACAACAGGCUGAUGACCUGGGACGAGCCGGUGUUCGGGUCUAUCCCCAACCUAACGGAGCUCCACCUGAGGAUGAACUUGCUCGAUGGUAUCACCGACGCAAUGGAGGAGGACUUCCGGAAGGAGAGCCUCAAACUCGUCGACCUCCAAAACAACAGCUUCAAGUGCGACUGUAGCCUGAGCAAGUUCAACAGGUCGCUCAAUACGUCGAACUUCCUGAACUGGCCUUAUCAGUGCUCGGAAGGGGAAACAGACGUGGACAUGGAGGAAUACAUUGCGAGGGCGCCGUGUAACUUUGCCACCCAGCCCCAGGGCCACGUUCGGGCGCGGACCGUCGUCAUCGCCUCGAUUCUCUCGGUCUUGCUCGUGGUGGCCUCCGUCAUGGUCUACAGGAAGCGAUGGUAUGUGCGCUACUUCGUGUACACAGUGAGGAUGAGAGCAAAGGUGACACACGAUGAAGCCGACAAGUACCUGUACGACACCUUCGUCUGUUACUCGCAGACGGACCGCCAGUGGGUGUUCGAGCACCUGGUGGCCAAGCUGGAGGACGGGGGAAGGUGGGCUCGAUCCCUCUCUCUCUUGCUGAUUCUUGGCUUUGAAAUGAAUACAAAGCCGAAAAUCCAGCGAAAUUCGAGCUCUGCUGCUGUGUCACUGUUCUUAACCACCUGUUCAGCAAGUGCAAGCAGCGGCAAGAUGUUGCAGUCUGCCGAUUGGGAAAAUCUAUAUUUUAAUCAAUUGUAUAAUCACUGGAAAGGAUGCAUACCUCAGGUGUGGACUACAAGCAUCAUCGUACCCAUACUAGCUAGCACUGACAAGUCCCGGCCUAUUUCCCUCACCUCAUGCUUCUACAGGGUACAUGAACGCAUCAUACUCGACCGUCUGCCGCCUGCAACCCAAGCUCUCACGUUGACUCUAGUGGACUUUGGUGUGAAGGGACGUUUACUUAAGUGGAUACGACGCUACCUCAGCAACAGAACUGCCUGUGUCCUUUUUAAUGGCGCCUGUAGUACACGCAAAAUUUUAGAAAUGUGCACUCCUCAAGAUAACAUUUGCAUCAACGCUAAUUUACCACAGGGUAUCCAGCUCCUCCUCCGCGCCUCAUCUGCCGCUUGUGGUCUCGUCAUCUCCCUUGAAAAAAAUAGAAUCUUCUCCUACUGUCCCUCGCUGCUCGUAGUACCUCUACUUGGGCGCGCCUGUACGAGUCAUCCCGACCAUCCCAGCACGAUAGAGGAUCCACCCCAUUGUCAAGGACCUCCUGGAUCGACUACAACAGCGCUUCACCCCCUGUCAGCAGGGAAGCACUUGAUCCAGUCACACCUAGACCUAAUCUUCGGCCGCGUGGCCGUCACCUUAUUAAGACUGUAUGCGCCAGCCUCCACAGACUCGCUAUUGAUGUCCCUGCAGAAGAUGAUCCUGGUUUACCGCCCUGCAACUGGCCUGGCACUAGAGGCCAUCACCAAAGUGUCUGCAUCUGUUCCCGCUGCCCAUCAACGGCUCUCUGCAGGCAGACGGGAGCGCGGCGUGAGCCAAGCCCCCCCCCCCCUACCUCCCACCCAGGGGGUGGAGGAUGGGUUGGUUGUAGAUUACCCAUCUCCUCAAGCUCUACCUACUGUGAGCCCGGGUGUUGUCAUUCUCCUCACUCAGAGGGGGCUGAACGAAGUUGUGAUCUGUGACUCCCAGAAUGUAGAACGUGAUAGCAGUGUUUUCAUCCAAGACUACGUGAACUGUGCACACAAAUACCGUCGCCGUGGGCUCAUGAUACGUAGAGACAAUGUGACAAUGUCUCAGGCAGAGGACAUGCCCCAUAAUUCGUCUCGCAAAUUGUGA
This is a messenger RNA of Penaeus chinensis, 5079 nucleotides long. RefSeq lists its product as uncharacterized. Bases 886 to 5079 code for a protein of 1397 amino acids. The record is from RefSeq and is a predicted model, not a curated record. Gene Ontology annotation, molecular function: protein binding. Gene Ontology annotation, cellular component: extracellular matrix. Lineage: Eukaryota; Metazoa; Arthropoda; Malacostraca; Decapoda; Penaeidae. The transcript is spliced from 18 exons.